Molecule: messenger RNA, 4345 nt
Organism: Condylura cristata (star-nosed mole)
Lineage: Eukaryota; Metazoa; Chordata; Mammalia; Eulipotyphla; Talpidae
Gene: TMEM94
Product: KIAA0195 ortholog
Exons: 32
Coding region: 260-4324 (1354 amino acids)
Source: RefSeq, a predicted model, not a curated record
GCGGGAGCCUCCGUUGCCCGAGAAGGGAGGCAAACCCCCUUAGAGUUGCCAGUAACGGACAUGGCUGCGGGCCCCUGGAGGAGGGGACGUUAAGUGAGGAGGGGGCUGGGAGGGGAGAGGACGCGGGCGAAGAAGACAGGCCCCUGGGCCUCGAUGCUGUGACUGUGACCAAGUCACUGGGGUCUGUCGAUGUUGGGGAGCAGCCUGCCGGUUGGGGGUGACUGCAUUCAUCUGGGCAUGCCUGCUGCGCGCUGGGCCCAUGGACCUGAAGGAGAAGCAUGUGGGCGAGCCCGCCGUGGCCCUGGGCCUGUCCACCCGGAAGGCCCUCAGCGUCCUGAAGGAGCAGCUGGAGGCGGUACUGGAAGAGCGCCUGAGGGAGCGGAAGAAAUGUCUUACUUGGAAGGAGAUGUGGAGGAACAGCUUCCUGCACCACAGUAACCGCCGCUCCUGCUUCCACUGGCCGGGCGCCUCGCUCAUGCUGCUGGCCGUGCUGCUGCUGCUGGGCUGCUGGGGGGGCCAGCCGGCCGGCAGCCACGGGGUGGAGCUGGUGAACGCCGCGGCUCUGUUCCUCUUGCUGCUUCUCAACCUUGUCCUCAUUGGGCGGCAAGAGCGGCUGAAGCGUCGGGAGGUAGAGCGGAGGCUCCGCGGGAUCAUUGACCAAAUCCAAGAUGCCCUCAAGGAUGGCAAGGAGAUCAAGUGGCCAAACGCCUUGUACCCAGACCUCCACAUGCCCUUUGCACCAUCCUGGUCCCUGCACUGGGCCUACAGAGACGGACAUCUGGUCAACCUGCCGGUUAGCCUGUUGGUGGAAGGAGACAUCAUCGCUCUGAGGCCCGGCCAGGAAUCGUUUGCCUCUCUGAGGGGGAUCAAGGAUGAUGAGCACAUCGUCUUGGAGCCUGGAGACCUGUUCCCCCCUUUCUCCCCACCCCCCUCGCCCCGGGGAGAGGUGAAGAAAGGGCCACAGAACCCUCAGCAGCACCGGCUCUUCCGCGUCCUUGAGACCCCAGUGAUUGACAAUGUCAGAUGGUGUCUGGACAUGGCCCUGUCCCGCCCGGUCACUGCUCUGGACAACGAGAGGUUCACGGUGCAGUGGGCGAUGCUGCACUACGCCGUGCCCGUGGUGCUGGCUGGCUUCCUCACCACCAACGCCCUGCGCUUCAUGCUGGACGCCCCUGGAGUCACCUCCUGGCAGUACACCCUGCUCCAGCUGCAGGUGAACGGCGUCCUGCCCAUCCUCCCCCUGCUCUUCCCAGUCCUCUGGGUUUUGGCAACCGCCUGCGGAGAAGCCCGGGUCCUGGCCCAGAUGAGUGAGGCCGCUCCCAGCUCCCUGCUGGCCAAGUUCUCAGAGGACACGCUCAGCAGCUACACAGAGGCGGUCUCCACGCAGGAGAUGCUGCGCUGCGUUUGGGGCCACUUCCUCAGGGUGAUCCAGGGCACGUCGCCGACGCUGAGCCGCAGCUCCAGCCUGCUGCACAGCUUGGGCUCUGUCACGGUCCUGUGCUGCGUGGACAAGCAGGGCGUCCUGUCGUGGCCGAACCCCAGCCCAGAGACCGUGCUGUUCUUCAGUGGGAAGGUGGAGCCGCCACAUAGCAGCCACGAGGACCUCACGGAUGACCUGUCCACCCGCUCCUUCUGCCACCCUGAGCCCCACGAACGAGACGCCCUUCUCAUGGGCUCCCUGAACACGACCCUGCAUCUCUCCAGCGAGCAGGAGCGAGGCGACUGGCCUAGCGAAGCCCCCAAGCCCCCCGAGCCCUACUCCCACCACAAAGCCCACUGCCGCAGCAAACACCCCUCUGGCUCCAGCGUGAGCUUCAGCCGGGACAUCGAGGGCGGGGACGACGAGCCCAGAAAGACCCAGCUGGAGGGCGCGCCCUGCGAGGCCGAGGACUUCGUGUGCGACUACCACCUGGAGAUGCUCAGCCUGUCGCAGGACCAGCAGAACCCCUCCUGCAUCCAGUUCGAUGACUCCAACUGGCAGCUCCACCUCACCUCCCUCAAGCCCCUGGGCCUCAACGUGCUGCUGAACCUGUGUAACGCCAGCGUCACCGAGCGGCUGUGCCGGUUCUCCGACCACCUGUGCAACAUCGCCCUGCAGGAGAGCCACAGCGCCGUGCUGCCCGCGCAUGUGCCCUGGGGCCUCUGCGAGCUCGCCCGGCUCAUCGGCUUCACACCAGGAGCCAAAGAGCUCUUCAAACAGGAGAACCACCUGGCUCUCUACCGCCUGCCCAGUGCCGAGACCGUGAAGGAGACGCCCCUGGGGAGGCUGUCCUGUGUCACCAAGCGGCGCCCGCCCCUCAGCCAUAUGAUCAGCCUCUUUAUCAAGGACACCACCACCAGCACAGAACAGAUGCUGUCCCACGGCACGGCCGACGUGGUCUUGGAGGCCUGCACAGACUUCUGGGACGGAGCUGACAUCUACCCUCUCUCGGGUUCCGACAGAAAGAAAGUGCUGGAUUUCUACCAGCGAGCCUGCCUCUCCGGUUACUGCUCCGCCUUCGCCUACAAGCCCAUGAGCUGCGCCCUGUCCUCGCAGCUCAACGGCAAGUGCAUCGAGCUGGUGCAGGCCCCCGGCCAGAGCAGCAUCUUCACCCUGUGCGAGCUGCCCAGCACCAUCCCGCUCAAGCUGGGCACCCGCCGCAACAGCUGGAGCUCCGAUGAAGGGAUCGGGGAGGUGCUGGAGAAGGAGGACUGCAUGCAGGCCCUGAGCGGCCAGAUCUUCAUGGGCAUGGUGUCCUCCCAGUACCAGGCCCGGCUGGACAUUGUGCGCCUCAUCGACGGGCUGGUCAACGCCUGCAUCCGCUUUGUCUACUUCUCUCUGGAGGACGAGCUCAAAAGCAAGGUGUUUGCAGAGAAGAUGGGCCUGGAGACGGGCUGGAACUGCCACAUCUCUCUCACGCCCAAUGGGGACAUGCCUGGUUCCGAGAUCCCCCCCUCCAGCCCCAGCCACGCGGGCUCCUUGCACGAUGACCUGAAUCAGGUGUCGCGCGAUGAUGCAGAGGGCCUCCUUCUGAUGGAGGAGGAGGGUCACUCCGACCUCAUUAGCUUCCAGCCCACAGACAGCGACCUUCCCAGCUUCCUGGAGGACUGCAACCGGGCCAAGCUGCCCCGGGGCAUCCACCAGGUGCGGCCCCAUCUGCAAAACAUCGACAACGUGCCCCUGCUGGUACCCCUCUUCACCGACUGUACCCCUGAGACCAUGUGCGAGAUGAUCAAGAUCAUGCAGGAGUACGGGGAGGUGACGUGCUGCCUGGGCAGCUCUGCCAACCUGCGGAACAGCUGCCUUUUCCUGCAGAGCGAUAUCAGCAUCGCCCUGGACCCCCUGUACCCAUCCCGCUGCUCCUGGGAGACCUUUGGCUACGCCACCAGCACCAGCAUGGCCCAGGCCUCGGACGGCCUUUCGCCUCUGCAGCUCUCAGGGCAGCUCAACAGCCUGCCCUGCUCCCUGACCUUCCGCCAGGAAGAGACCAUCAGCAUCAUCCGGCUCAUCGAGCAGGCUCGGCACGCCACCUAUGGCAUUCGCAAGUGCUUCCUCUUCCUGCUGCAGUGCCAGCUGACUCUCGUGGUCAUCCAGUUCCUCUCCUGCCUGGUCCAGCUGCCCCCGCUCCUGAGCACCACCGACAUCCUGUGGCUGUCCUGCUUCUGCUACCCUCUCCUCAGCAUCUCUCUGCUGGGGAAGCCGCCCCACAGCUCCAUCAUGUCUAUGGCGACCGGGAAGAACCUUCAAUCUAUCCCCAAGAAGACGCAGCACUACUUCCUGCUCUGCUUCCUGCUCAAGUUCAGCCUCACCAUCGGCUCCUGCCUCAUCUGCUUUGGCUUCACGCUGCAGAGCUUCUGCGACAGCGCACGGGCCCGCAACCUCACCAACUGCUCCUCCAUCAUGGUUCACAGCCACGCCAACACGGCUCCCGCCUGGUCUGACGACUUCGCCAACGGGCUGCUGACGGCCCAGAAGCUCGCCGCCGCCCUGAUCGUCCUUCACACCGUCUUUAUUUCUAUCACCCACGUGCACCGCACCAAACCCCUGUGGAGAAAGAGCCCGCUGACGAACCUCUGGUGGGCCUUGACGGUGCCCGCGGUGCUGCUGGGGCAGGUGGUGCAGACGGUGGUGGACCUGCGGCUGUGGACCCACGGGGCCAGCCGCCUGCACUUUGGCCUGGAGGACGUGCCGCUGCUGACGUGGCUGCUGGGCUGCCUCUCGCUGGUCCUCGUGGUGGUCACCAACGAGAUCGUGAAGCUGCACGAGAUUCGGGUCCGGGUCCGCUACCAGAAGCGACAGAAGCUGCAGUUUGAAACGAAGCUGGGCAUGAACUCUCCCUUCUGAGCCUCGGCCAGAGGCCAGUCG